UUAUUUUAUGUGUAAAAUUCGAGUUGAUAUUAAAAAUAAUAUAAUCAACAAUCGUUUCACAGCUGCUGGAAAAUUUAAUCUUUCGUAAUUUGGUUCAUUCUUAUAAAAAUCAAGAAGAAGGACAGGAAGGAUGUAGAAAGAAAAAAAGUUUCUACUUGUGUAGCAAUUUGUAUUUGAGCGGUAUGUGAGAGAAUUUUGUAUAUUUUCGUGUCAAUCAGGAAGUGAUUAAGGCAGUUUUUAAUAAGGAUUUCCAGGCUCUGUGGCAGCUAUGUAUUAUUAUUUGAGAGUCGUGCUACUGGUGCUACUGGCUACAGCGGUGGUGGCCACUGAAAUAAAAAAAGCCGAUGACCUCAAGAACAAAAGAGGUUUGGAUCAUGGACUAGGUAACUUGGGCGGUCUCGGUGACCUUGGACACGGUGAUCUCGGAGUUGGUUUGGGAGUUGGCGGUGGUCUCGGCGGCGACAUCGUCGUUGGAGGAGGAGGAGUGGGUCUCGGCGUUGGUGUCGGCGGCGGUAUUGGAGGCGGUGACAGAGGACGCAUUUCCGGUAUCACAAUUCAUCGUGAAGUCACUAUUCCCGUACCACAACCCUACACAGUCGAACGACAAAUUCCCGUUCCAUAUCCAGUUCACGUGAAAGUGCCCGUCGAUAAUCCAGUUCCAUAUCACGUGCCAAAACCAUACGCCGUUCAUGUCGAGAAGAAGGUGCCCGUCAAAGUACCCGUCAAGGUGCCCGUUCACAUUGAAAAAGAAAUUCCCGUACCAGUUAAGGUGCCCUACAUUGUCAAGGAAUCGUAUCCAGUUUACGUCAAGGCUCACGAUCACCACGAUCUCAGUGGAUUGAGUGGAUUGAGUGGUUGGUCUGGUUUGGGUGGUCACGAUUUGGGACACCUUUGAAAUUGCUCAUUUUACAUCAUUGAUAACUAAUAAUAAUAAGAAUUAAAAAAAAAAAAAAAUACAAUGUCCAGCCGAGCAAAUUCAUUUGUAAAUAAAAAAAAAAUAAUUUGCUGGAUUUUUGAAUGUAAAGAAUAAGCGUUACGUUAUAAGCUGUGCGUAAAUUUGUCAGAGAGACUGUUUUUAGUGCAAUGCUGUAAGUAAAUUAUUAAUAACAAAUUUUUUUUUGACGAGAUUUUUUUUAUUAAAUAAAUUUGCAGACCUUGUCCUUUUUUUCGAUAUUA
Leptopilina heterotoma is the source of this 1176-nucleotide messenger RNA. RefSeq names its product cuticle protein 79-like. The transcript is spliced from 4 exons. The record is from RefSeq and is a predicted model, not a curated record. NCBI's taxonomy places the organism in Eukaryota, Metazoa, Arthropoda, Insecta, Hymenoptera, Figitidae. Bases 269 to 895 code for a protein of 208 amino acids.